Molecule: messenger RNA, 384 nt
Organism: Echinostoma caproni
Lineage: Eukaryota; Metazoa; Platyhelminthes; Trematoda; Plagiorchiida; Echinostomatidae
Source: the annotation of a GenBank genome assembly
AUGUUGGAGCCCAUUGAACGGCAGUACAUACUGCUAUCCCUAGUAGACGAAGCAAUGUACGACGAGAUUCACCAAGAAGUCCCUGAAGACGUCUCAGAUGAAACCUUUGACACAAUACGGUCCAACCUAGUCCCGCGCCGGCUGAAGAAACAAGACCGAGAGGCCUUCCGCUACCGCACACAACGACCCGAUGAGACGGCUCAGCGAUUCACAGCAGAACUACGAAAAUUAGCAGCGCUGGCAUUCCCCGAAUGUGAGACUGCGUUUCAAGAAUUGAUGCUUCUGUAUCAAUUCGCCGAUGGCGUACGCUCAGCUGCUGUCCAGAACUCGUUCGCCAAACGACCAGCCAAAUCGCUAAAAGAGGCAACUGAUUGUCCCGUUUAG